This is a messenger RNA of Opisthorchis viverrini, 2257 nucleotides long. RefSeq lists its product as hypothetical. Gene Ontology annotation, molecular function: protein serine/threonine kinase activity; ATP binding. NCBI's taxonomy places the organism in Eukaryota, Metazoa, Platyhelminthes, Trematoda, Opisthorchiida, Opisthorchiidae. Gene Ontology annotation, cellular component: cytoplasm. The transcript has 9 exons. Gene Ontology annotation, biological process: intracellular signal transduction; protein phosphorylation. The record is from RefSeq and is a predicted model, not a curated record. The annotation marks the transcript as partial.
CGAAAUUUUCCACCCCGUCUAUCAAUCCGUGAAUCCGUGUAUAUCAGUUGAUCCUAUUGUUUUAGUGAGCACCGAAAAGCCCGGGUUUUUCCAAAAAAUGACUGACGGGAGGCGUUCUGCAAAAUGUGCUCCCGAGGUUCGCAUCGGCAACUACAUAAUCGGAGAAACAUUGGGAGUAGGAACCUUUGGAAAAGUUAAAGUUGGAAUACACAAAUCCACCGGCGUGCAAGUUGCUGUGAAAAUUGUCAAUCGCGACAAAAUCAAGGCACUGGAUGUUGCGGGGAAACUACGCCGGGAAAUUCUCAAUUUAUGGCUGUUUCGGCAUCCCCAUAUUAUCAAACUGUACCAAGUCAUAAGUACACCGACGGAUAUUUUUAUGAUAAUGGAAUUUGUUAGCGGGGGUGAACUGUUUGAUUUCAUCGUGAAAUCGGGAAAACUGUCAGAGAAAGAGGCACGGAAAUUCUUCCAGCAGAUCAUCUCUGGUGUUGCCUACUGCCACAGGCACAAAGUUGUUCAUCGUGAUCUUAAACCUGAAAAUUUACUGUUGGAUUCGAACCACAACGUCAAAAUAGCUGACUUUGGUGAAGUAGAACCCUGGACGGUGAGCGUGGAACCACCUACUGCCUCGGACGUUUACGACUGCAUAUGUUCUCUCAAGUGCCACCGAGCUCCCGGUCCGGAUGACUUUCCACCCGCACUGUUCAAAGACGGGGGUGAAGUCCACAGUCAACGCUUGUCCGAUCUGUUUGUUUGCAUUUGGGAAAAGGAGUCUAUCCCAGACAACUGGGGAGAAUCGGUGAUAGUGCCCAUUUUCAAAAAAAGGGUGCGUAGUUUAUCGAACAUGAUGCAAGACGGUGAAUUCUUACGAACUUCUUGUGGUUCACCGAACUAUGCUGCACCUGAAGUGAUUUCAGGCAAAUUGUAUGCUGGACCUGAGGUUGAUGUUUGGUCCUGUGGUGUCAUCCUGUACGCCCUUUUGUGUGGUACCUUGCCGUUCGAUGAUGAACACAUCCCGACCUUGUUCAAAAAGAUAAAGGCUGGGUACUUCCAUCUCCCAGAAACACUCAGCCCCGGGGUCCGGGAUUUGCUCCGACGCAUGAUCACCGUAGAUCCAAUCAAGCGUGCCACAAUCGAGGAGAUUCGACGCCAUCCUUGGUUUGUCGUAGAUCUUCCCAAUCAUCUUUUUCCACAAGAACGGGACGAGGACGCAUCCAUAAUCGAUAAGGAGGCUGUCUAUGAAGUUUGUCAAGCCUGUAACGUAACUGAACGUGAAGUUUUUGCCGCCCUGAUCAACAAUGAUCCUAGUGACCACCUUUGUGUGGCCUAUCACCUAAUUAUCGAUAACAAGCGUUUUGGGUCGGUGCUAAACCCGGAAGAGGUGAAUAAUUUUUACGUCGCAACUGGUAUUGAUUCCACCACUCCGAGUACCCCCAUCUCAGGUAUAUCCGGGACGAGUCCGGUUGGUGGCGGACUCUUAUCGCAUUCUCCCGGAAACAACACCGGCGCGCCUUCAAGCCGACCUCUGUCACCCUCCCGGCCUCAUCCUGAACGGAUGCCCGAUGGGCCUCCAUUGACACGAACACUGGAUCCCGUCGGAGACCAGGCUCCGAGCAGUCUUACCUCGAUGGAUGUUAACAGUGGAUCUGGUUCAGCGUCCUCCCAUGCACAAUCUGCAAUUGCUGCGGGCGCAGCUGCUGCUGCCGGGAUGAAACGUUUCAAGUGGCAUCUGGGUAUCCGGUCCCAGUCCCGUCCAUGGGACAUUAUGCACGAGGUGUUCAAAGCAAUGAACACAUUAGGCUACGAGUGGAAAGUAGUCAACCCGUUUAAUAUUCGUGUGCGAAAAUGGAACCCAAUCCUACAACACUAUUCCAAGCUAGUGUUGCAACUAUACCAGGUUGAUGCUCGAUCCUACUUGUUGGACUUUAAGUGCAUUGAUGAGAGUCAACUGGACAGUGACUCAGCAGUUGGACGACGGCGAUCCAACAACGUAUCUGCCUGUUUGGAAUCUCCCUACUCUGGAAACUCCCCUGGAAUGGUUGCUUCGAUGUACAGCGCAGAUGGCAGUCGAUCGGGUAGUGUGGGUUCAGUUAGCCCGCUUCCAACAGGGAACAACACUGACGGUGUGAGUGCUACCGAUCUAGUCCGCGCGUUGUCAACGGGAUCUCAGGAAAUUCCCUUGCCCCGAAGACAAAAACGUCAUCAGACCAUGGAGUUUUUUGAAAUGUGUACCGAACUCAUUACAACCCUAGCUCGGUGA